AUUACGGAGGUGGUCCCUGGCCAGCAGUCUUCGUUGACGCUGUGUAUCCUCCGUCGGAGACUGACGAUAACGCAGCAAAGAAGAUCUCCUUUGCACUUGGUCUUUGGUCCCUCGGACUAAUGGCGUGGCAAAUGUUGGUAGGUGAACCUCACUUCUUGGGGUCUCUUCAGAACGUGCGACGGACAAUCACGCAGGAUAACUAUCCGCUAACGGGGGAAAAAGGGAUUCCAUCUCGCAUGCAACGAAAGAUCUCAUCCGGCGCCUCCUGAAGGCGGACCCCGUCGCACGCUUGCCGAUCGAUCGUGUUGUGAGCAGCCCGCGGCUCGCCUCCGUAGAGGCCGUCCUUUCGCCGACCAUUGCCCAGGAGGCCGUCUCUGCGUGGCCUCCCCGCCCGUGCGACGGCCUAUUUUGGAGCGGAGGGUUUGCGCGAGUGCCUUUUGAACGGCGCCAUUGCCUUUUUAAGAGGGGAUUUGCUGGUGGAUCUGUGUGAACGGGGAGGCAGGAUCGAGCGGCGCCAGGACCUGCUAGAGGAGGCCUCUUGGACCGCGGAUGAGUGCCUCCGUUGCGCGAGCAUCCCUGCCUGCAGUGGAGGCCACGAAUUCGUGCACGCCCUGUCCUAUGGCUGGCUGGAGAAAGGGUCAUCCUGACAGGCUCGGGCACCACCUGCGGAUCUUGGCCGCGGUCCUGAAGAAGCGGCCCACGUUCAUUCGAACGUACAGGGAGCUACGCGACAUCGCCGUCUUCUGGGGCUUCGCAGAUUUGUAUCAAGGGUCCACAGAUGAUACGCAGCAGUGCCUCCUGGAACUGGGUCCCGGAUUCGCAAACGUGAUCUACGGCCACAGCCUCGUGAUCGUCUAUUGUAGACAUCGAUGCCAUCAGGAGGCCUUGAAGCCUGGUGUUAUGAUGGCCGAGGUUGGUGCCAGUUCGAUAAGCCGAUCAGGGGUAUCAGCAAGGCAUCUAGCAAGCAGCUUGACAUCGGUCGGAUCGUUGAGCAGGAUUCUGCACACAUGUAUUGGCUCGGUUUUCUGGAUGCCUACCAAGGCGCUCGAUUGCCUCUAGUGGUGCCGCAGGCUCUUGCCACACUCUUAAGGUCCUGUUCGUUCACGAAUUGCAAGUCUGAAGAGGCAGGCUAAGGUUGCCCGUCUCUACAAGGAAACGCUAGACGUCAUUUCUGCAGGCACCCUCGUCCUCACAUGCCAGAACCUGCCAAAAACACCGAGUAGAUUUAUCUGUCGGUGGGCGCACUGCCCUGCUUCACCUGCUGCCAGACUUUGGACCUUCGCGCGACGGCGCUCGGCGAUGCGGGCCUCCAGCCUCUCUGAGCGCGUCUUCCACCGCACGGGCUUGCUCGCCGAGGUCUGGCUUUUGCGAACGCGCGGCGCUCGAGCAGCAAAGGGCCGUGGGUGAAAGCAGGCAGAGCCGAGGUUAUAAUCUGCACGUGACACGCAGUUUGGAUUCGUGGCGAAGCGGAUGCCACCCGGCAGAGUAGGUGACGAUAUUAGUUCGUUCAGUGGCGCUCCAGACAGCGAGUCGGUGACGAGACCGCUGGCCAGCCGUCAGCCGCUUCUCCUCCGC
Prorocentrum cordatum is the source of this 1575-nucleotide messenger RNA. The record is from the annotation of a GenBank genome assembly. NCBI's taxonomy places the organism in Eukaryota, Dinophyceae, Prorocentrales, Prorocentraceae.